AUGUUGGCCAAAACAGCGGGUGAUAAAAUGCACAAGUUAAAGUCGUCACAGAGAGACAAGGUUCGGCAGUUCAUGUCCUUCACACAGGCAGGAGAGAGAACUGCCAUAUACUGCCUGUCACAGAAUGACUGGAAACUAGAAGUAGCAACUGACAAUUACUUCCAAAAUCCAGACCUGUACUAUAAAGAAUCCAUGAAAAAUUCAGUAGAUCGCAAGAAGCUGGAACAGCUUUAUAACAGGUAUAAAGACCCUCAGGAUGAUAAUAAGAUUGGGAUCGAUGGAAUCCAACAGUUUUGUGAUGACUUGAACCUGGACCCAGCAAGCAUGAGUAUAUUGGUAGUAGCAUGGAAGUUCAGAGCAGCCACACAAUGCGAGUUCAGCAAGAAGGAGUUCCUGGAUGGAAUGUCAGACCUUGGCUGUGACAGUCCAGACAAAUUGAAAGCCAUACUUCCCAGGCUAGAGCAGGAGCUGAAAGACACUGGGAAGUUUAAAGACUUUUACCAGUUUACCUUUAAUUUUGCCAAGAAUCCAGGGCAGAAAGGUUUAGAGUUAGAGAUGGCUGUUGCUUACUGGAAUCUUGUACUCACUGGUCGCUUCAAAUUUUUGGAUCUUUGGAACAGAUUCUUGCAGGAACAUCACAAGCGCUCUAUUCCCAAAGACACCUGGAACCUUCUUCUGGACUUUGGCAAUAUGAUUGCAGAUGACAUGUCAAAUUAUGAUGAAGAGGGGGCAUGGCCUGUUCUCAUAGAUGACUUUGUGGAGUUUGCCCGACCAAUUGUCAUGGGGGGCAAGGGUGGCAUGACAUAA
Molecule: messenger RNA, 807 nt
Organism: Nerophis lumbriciformis (worm pipefish)
Lineage: Eukaryota; Metazoa; Chordata; Actinopteri; Syngnathiformes; Syngnathidae
Source: RefSeq, a predicted model, not a curated record